AUGAGUGCGGAACAAGUGAAAAUGGUGAUGGACGUGAUCGAUGCCACUCUGCGCGACCCGUCCAAACCGUGGGACAAACUGUUCAGCUGGGUGGAGACCCGGACCGGCGUGAACCGAUUUAGACAGCUGCUGAUCGCGGUGACCGGCCUGUCAUUUUUGCUCUUAUUCGAUUGCGGGAUGAUCGCCACGGUGAUCAGUAACGCGAUAGGUUUCGUGUACCCGGCCUACACGACGAUCGCGCUGAUGGAGACGCCCCGGAAGCCGGCGUCGUACGCAAAGUCCGCGGUCCAGGCCACACACAAAUGGCUGGCCUAUUGGCCCGCGUUCGUCGUCAUACUGAUUGUGGAACAGCACUUCGGAAUCAUACUCAGGUUCGUGCCGUUCUACCUGCUGUUCAAAACGCUGUUCCUCGUCUGGUGUAUCGCGCCCAUCAAUAACAACGGCGUGGCAACGCUGUACGCGGAACUGACCCCGUAUUUAGAUUUGUACUUCGACUAG
Cinara cedri is the source of this 498-nucleotide messenger RNA. NCBI's taxonomy places the organism in Eukaryota, Metazoa, Arthropoda, Insecta, Hemiptera, Aphididae. The record is from the annotation of a GenBank genome assembly.